Messenger RNA from Emiliania huxleyi CCMP1516, 1044 nucleotides. The record is from the annotation of a RefSeq genome assembly. NCBI's taxonomy places the organism in Eukaryota, Haptophyta, Isochrysidales, Noelaerhabdaceae.
AUGAUCCUCGACGAAAACGAGCAGAGCAAUCGGACGAACGAGCAGCCCGAGACGCCAUGGGCACAGAUCGUCCGCAAGAGCACCGACGGUCCCCGCGCCACGCCCGGGCUCGCCACGCGCAUGUUUGGUGUGGCGCUCGAGACACCGGUGGUGCAGCGGGCAGGCGCGAGCGAGGCGCCGACGCCUCUCCCUGCGACACCGUUGGCAGCGGAGCAGCCUGCACCUCCUCCACCGCCCGCCGCCGCCGGCGAGCUCGCCGCCGCAGCCGCCGCCGACCAUCCCGCGUGCGCGAUUCGCUCCCGCAUCCAGGCCGCCGCAGCCGUGGCGUCGGUCCACCCAGCAGCCGCCGUCUUCUGCUACGGCUCUCGCGCCACCGGCCUCGCCUCCGCCGCCUCGGACGUCGACUUGGUGGUCGUCGGUCUGCCUGUCUCCGCCGGGUCUGCAGCACCGUCCGUCGAGGGCCAGGUCGAGGCGCUGCAGUCACUGCAGCCGCGCCUCGAGGCGAUCGGUCUCGCUGCGACCCUGCAGCGCUGCGCCGUCCCCGUCCUCAACUUCGAGGUCGUGCUGCUCAAGGAGCUGCUGCGGCGGCACGGCCUCAAGGCGACGUACACGGGCGGGCUCUCCUCGUAUGCCCUCACCCUCAUGGCCGCUUCCUUCCUCCUCCUCGCGCCGCGCCUCCGCUCCGAGCGGCAGCAGCAGCAGCAGCAGCAGCAGCAGCAGCAGCAGCAGCAGCAGCAGCAGCUGGUGCUCGAGUGCCUCCACUUCUUCGGCUGCGUGUACGACCCGGAGUCACACGCGCUCGGCUGGUCGACCGCAAAGGGCGGCCGGCCGGUCGCGGUGUUGGUGCUCGACCCGCUCGAUGACGCGAACAACGCGGGCAAGGGCUGCUACCGCUUCUGCCAGGUGCAGGCGCUCUUCCGUGCGGCGCUCGCCGCCGCCGCCUCCGCCGCUGGCGACGCGGCCGACCGCGCGGUGGCGAGCGGCCAGGCGGGCUGCGCGCCGUCGGCGGAGUGGAAUCGGCGAGAGUGGGCGAUUGAGGGUUGA